Molecule: messenger RNA, 1308 nt
Organism: Truncatella angustata
Lineage: Eukaryota; Fungi; Ascomycota; Sordariomycetes; Amphisphaeriales; Sporocadaceae
Exons: 3
Coding region: 1-1308 (435 amino acids)
Biological process (GO): regulation of transcription by RNA polymerase II
Cellular component (GO): transcription regulator complex; PcG protein complex
Molecular function (GO): RNA polymerase II cis-regulatory region sequence-specific DNA binding; DNA-binding transcription factor activity, RNA polymerase II-specific
Source: RefSeq, a predicted model, not a curated record
AUGGAAUUGAUGGAACUGGUUGAGAAUGAGCCUACGGCUCGCCCUUUCCAAUGCGAUUGGCAAUCUUGUAACAAGAGCUUCAACCGCAAGUCAGACUUGCAAAGGCACUAUCGCAUACACACAAACGAAAGACCUUACUCUUGUGCGACACCAGGAUGUGGCAAGAGCUUUAUCCAACGCAGUGCGUUGACUGUCCACAUUCGUACUCACACUGGUGAAAAGCCUCACCAGUGUCAACAUAUUGGUUGCGGCAAGCGAUUCUCUGACUCUUCGAGUCUUGCGCGUCACCGGAGAAUUCACACCGGAAAGAGACCAUACAAAUGUGCGCAUGAGGGAUGCUUGAAGAGCUUCUGUAGAAAGACGACCAUGGUUAAACACCAACGACGUUCGCACCAACGCGGCAUCCAUUCAUCCGAGCUAGACGAUUGCACUUCAGAGUCGGAUAGUGGUGAGUCGCCAACAACUCCGAGGAUGUCAAACAUUCCGUGGCCCCAGGUCAGUAUGGGAGGCCAUCAUGGUAUUCAUGGCCACACCGUUCAUCGUGCCGCUUCUUUUGCCGACUUUGGUCAUGCCAUGAACGGUUACCCUAUUCAACAUCCGUAUGGUCAUCGCCACAGUGUCUCCACUGGUAUCCCCCAUGAGUACCAUGGUCAACACAUUCAACAGCAGCAGCCGCAACAACAACAACAUCAGCCGCAGCAACAACCACAGCAGCAUCCGGGUGCACACAUGCUUCACAGAACUGCAAGCAUGCCGCAACACUCGUAUUACGUCACCGAACAUAGUAACCCCGGCAUAGCCACGAUGAACACAAAUUCCAUACCAGCUUACCAGGUACCACGGCAACAUGUUGAGAGACCGAUGAUCGAGAUCCCUUAUAGUGCUACGACCAUCGCAGGCUCUCUUCAAAGCAGUCCAGCCACCUUCUCGCCAGUGUCAGGACGCAGCCCUUCAGUACACCAGGAAAACUUCUACACUCACCAGCCAGCACAAACAGCGACAUAUGCCAUUCAAACCACAUCGCCCGUAGAGUCUCAAUCUCAGCCUAUGGUUCAGUAUGUGCAACAAGUCCACGCUCAACCUGCGCCGACCCACGUCCAUCAUGUGCAGGAACACUACCAGCCUCCGCAACCCCAGCAGGAGGAACAAUGGUAUAGCGGUAUGCCCUAUCAGGCACCGGUCGAAGUUGCCACCAUCGGAUCACUCCCGUCAUAUGGUUCAAUUGGUGCGUAUGAUCCAUGGGCCAUCAAGACCGACUUCGAGGACCCAUCCAUGCAACUACCAAGCGCCAGGCUUGAGAGCAUGUAA